GCCACAGCUGGGGCAUCUUUUUACUCACCAUGCUGGGUGCUAGAUGGGGAUCAAACCUGCUUCCUGGAACUGCAGAGACUCCACGAUCCCAUUGCCGCACAGCAGGAACUCCAAAAGAAUUAUAAGGCUGUCUGCAGACAUUUGAAAAAUGGCAACAAAUGAAAGUAUCAGCAUCUUUAGUUCGGCAUCCUUGGCUGUGGAGUAUGUAGAUUCACUUCUACCUGAGAAUCCUCUGCAGGAACCAUUUAAAAAUGCUUGGAAUUAUAUGUUGAACAAUUAUACAAAGUUCCAGAUUGCAACGUGGGGAUCCCUCAUAGUUCAUGAGGCCCUUUAUUUCUUUAUCUGUUUACCUGGAUUUUUGUUUCAAUUUAUACCUUACAUGAAAAAGUACAAAAUUCAGAAGGAUAAACCAGAAACAUGGGAAAACCAGUGGAAAUGCUUUAAAGUACUUCUGUUUAAUCACUUUUGUAUCCAGUUUCCUUUGAUUUGUGGAACUUAUUAUUUUACGGAGUAUUUCAGUAUUCCUUACGAUUGGGAAACAAUGCCAAGAUGGUACAUGCUUUUGGCAAGAUGCUUUGGCUGUGCUGUGAUUGAGGAUACCUGGCACUAUUUCCUGCAUAGGCUCUUACACCACAAAAGAAUAUAUAAAUAUAUUCAUAAAAUUCAUCAUGAGUUUCAGGCUCCAUUUGGGAUGGAAGCUGAAUAUGCACACCCUCUGGAAACCCUAAUUCUGGGAACUGGAUUUUUCAUUGGAAUCAUGCUGUUAUGUGAUCAUGUUAUUCUUCUUUGGGCCUGGGUGACCGUUCGUUUGAUAGAAACUAUCGAUGUCCAUAGUGGUUAUGACAUCCCUCUCAACCCUUUACAUCUCAUCCCUUUCUAUGCUGGUUCUCGUCACCAUGACUUCCACCACAUGAACUUCAUUGGAAACUACGCAUCGACAUUUACAUGGUGGGACAGAAUUUUUGGAACAGACUCUCAAUAUAAUGCCUACAAUGAAAAGAGGAAAAAGGCUGAGAAAAAGACUGAAUAAAAACAUCUCCCAUAAACCUUCCCGAAGAUACACAUUUUCCUGAAUUGAAGCUAGUAGCUAACAUUGCUUCUGGGGAGCAGAAAUAAACAUGUCUCUUGGCUGCAAAGUGAUCAAAAGAACAUUAACAACCUUUCAUUAUCUUCCUGGUGGGAACUUUUAUAUAUUUAAGUAAUUUCCAUGAGGAAACUUUAAAGGACAUGUUGCUAACCUUACAAAAAGGAUUUAAGUAACGGAGUAUUAAUCUAUGUCUGUUCACCCAGUUGUACCAGAGACCUGAAGCAGAAAUUGGUCUUUAAAUCUUUUAUAUAUAGUGGCCACUUCAAGAACUCUUAGUAGUGGUGUUGGCCUCAUAUUGAACUUUAAACACUUUUGGAAUUUCCUUAAAAAUCAAAUACCAUGGGUUGACCUACACCAAUCCAUACAGUGUGAGUGAGGCUGCCGAAUCCGAAAUAGCCAGCACCAAGAAUUUCUACUCUUAUCUGGAGCUGACCAGUUUGAGGUGAUUCUCUUUCUUUGAGGAGUCUUUUUGCAACAUACUACUGUUAUCUAUAAAUUAAGGCAUUUCCAAAUUGAUGUAAGAAUAUUUUAGUCUACAGGUUUUCGGGUUACUUGAAUUUUUUUAAAAUUGAGCUUUAUUUCUGCUAACUACCCUUUUGUUUUUGUAUAUCAAUUUUUCAUUAUACUUAAAGCUAUAUCUUGAGACUUUGUGAACUGACUUGCUGUAUUUGCACUUGAAGUUAUUGAAAUAAAUGUGAUUUUGUUUGAUUA
Phacochoerus africanus (Common warthog) is the source of this 1798-nucleotide messenger RNA. RefSeq names its product methylsterol monooxygenase 1 (gene MSMO1). Gene Ontology annotation, molecular function: iron ion binding; C-4 methylsterol oxidase activity. The record is from RefSeq and is a predicted model, not a curated record. The transcript has 6 exons. Bases 149 to 1030 code for a protein of 293 amino acids. NCBI's taxonomy places the organism in Eukaryota, Metazoa, Chordata, Mammalia, Artiodactyla, Suidae. Gene Ontology annotation, biological process: sterol biosynthetic process.